Messenger RNA from Patiria miniata (bat star), 1500 nucleotides. RefSeq lists its product as uncharacterized. Bases 112 to 558 code for a protein of 148 amino acids. Lineage: Eukaryota; Metazoa; Echinodermata; Asteroidea; Valvatida; Asterinidae. The record is from RefSeq and is a predicted model, not a curated record. The transcript has 4 exons.
CCCUUAACGGAUAUCAUUCUGUUUGACGGAGUUGCAACCGCACAGUCACGAACGCGCAAGUAUAAAGAAAGUUAGAGAGUCUGAAGAAAUUUCCACAUCUACCGGUAUACCAUGUCUCCUACUACCUAUCUGUGCGCCUUUCUGGCAGCCGGCAUGAUGAUAGUCGGCGCGACUGCUGAUUCAGUGACGGACAAAAUUAAGGCGGAGAGUGCGAAAUAUGUCGAUCGCGGUCAAAAACACGACAUUGACGGCAUGCUCGAACUGUAUACCGACGACAUGGUUCUCAUGCCACAAGGACAUGGCACUGUUACCCAGGGCAAACCCUAUGCAAAGACACACAUGGCGUGGGUUAACCAUGUUAGGUCGAUAACCAUGGACACGAAGGAAGUGGCGCCACUGAAUAGCUGCUCGGGAGACAACUACGUCUUUCAGCGCUCGGAAACCGUGGCCAUCAACGACAAAGACGUGGUCAUCUUCAAAGGAAAGAAUUUGAUCAUUUGGAAGAAAGUCGGGGACAGUUACAAGAUUUACACCCAUAUGUACAACAUGGACCAGUGAGGUGUACCGGCUGCGAGACAUUCAACUUCGGCAUUUAAAGUCGACAAUUAAAAAUUGGCGUAGAUUUGAUUCAGAAGUAAAAUUGAGAUCUAGUGAAUUACUCGUAAAAUAAUGUUAGUGCAAUAACUUUUCGUCAUUCUAAUCUGUUACUUUAACAUGCCAGCAAAACCCCUGUGGAAAAUCCUAUAGGCCUAUCUGCCACUGUUCUGCACUUACAAGAAAUUAAAGGGACAUUACGGCCUGCAAUCCCCGAAAAUGUCAUGUUUUGCAUUGUUUACUUAUUCUAUUUCAAAGGCCUGGUUGAAAGGAAACAAACUUAAUGUCUUACCGUUCCCAGGAAAAGACGGGAAAAAAAACGUUGUUUACAUCGGACGCGGCGGACAUUUUGUGGCAUACUCAUACGUAUUUCUAGCUGUGUUUAUUGAAUGCACCGUACAUGCUGUGUGUGCCAUAUAAUACACACAUCACCAUACACAAUAAUAUGUUGUUUCUUACACGUCCGCAGAAUGCGAAACACUCUGAGGCAGGAUUCACAACUAGCACUCAACAGCUCGAUUUUUAAGAGUUAAUAUUUUGAUCCCUGAAAUUCGUUCUAGCAUGGUUCUCGCAAGAAUAACAAAAGAAAAACCGCCCAUUUUUUUUAAAGGAUGGUAGUGUGGACUUUAACAUCCUGUUUUUAAAAUGCUCUUUCUAAUUAACAUAGUUUCGUUGAAAACGCAUUUUGUAGCCCAAUUGGGUGCAUUUCAGGCCGUAACGUCCCUGUAAAACAAAUUUGGAAAAUGAAUUAAUUAUUGAAACAAGCGCGGUACGGGGGAUGACUUCUCACUUUCCAAAUUGCUGUCAUAUAUAUUAUAUAUAUAUCCAUCACAUUUUGAAAAUAAUUGGGUUUUAUUGGGCUUAAUUUGGCUACAUUUGGUUUUUUUUAUAAUGGCUAGAUUAGGC